AUGCCUAAUGCCAUGAAUAAUUACAUGCAGGGAGGCGGUUUCAAUUAGUUCACUGUUCAUAAUACCAACAUUAAUAAUAUAAACAAUAAUGGAUACAACUAGUUCUACCCAGCACAAUAGCAAGUCGGAUAUAACAUUAGCUAAGACUAUCAGAUUUAGUCGCUAUACAAUCCUUACCUAUAGCAAGCUAUUAAAUAUCCUGAUGUAACAUCCUAAGGAGUAAAAAAUGGCAAAAAUAGAGCAGGAGGACUCAAGAAAUAAUUUAUAAAAAGAGGUAACUCUAGACCCUAAUCAGCUCAAAUGCUCAAACAUCUUUCGCAUUAAAAAAGUAGUUACUAAAAUCUUAAUACUAUUCCUAAUAAUCCAAUGCAGAAUAAUUUCUUCAAGUAAUAAUAAGCUCCAAGAAAUAUAGGUACUUUUGAAAAGGAAUAACUCUAUGAGGAAGCAGCAGGUUUGAGAAUCGAGAGAAAUAAGUAUUAGAAUGAAAAUGUGCUACUAAGAACCUAAGUUAAGGCUAUUGAAAGGCUAAACUAAGAAAAUUACUCAUAAGCCUAAAUAUUACAGCUCUAAAAUGCUUAAUCAAAUACUCAUCUAGGCCUCAAGUACAAGCUUAAAAUUAAGCAGUUGAAAAAUGAUUUACUAAUGAAGCAAGAGGAGAUAAUGAAUCUUAAUCGUACUCUGAAAUAUACCAAGCUUAAAGAAUACGAAGUUGAAAUCGAAGAACUUCAAAAAGAAAUAGGUAGAUUGAAUUAGGCUAUUUAAUUCGAGAUAAGUAAACCUAGAAUUGAUCCUAUGGCUUACUAGAAACUAGGAGAAGACUUAUAGAGGCAAUAAAUUAUAAUAAAGAAUACUCUUGAUGAUUAAAAUAAGCUCAAUAACAUAAUCAAUGAUAAGGAUCUAGUAAUAUAAAAAAGAGAUAGAAGAAUCAAUAAAUAAGUUGAGAGAAUAAAGUUAUUAAGAGAGAAAUAGAAACUGCAAAUUAAAAAGAUAAAGCUCUUGACUAAUAAAUUGAUGGAUUGCGAAAAACUCAAUUCUGUAAUGUUAAGUAAAAAUAGCGGGUAGAGAGGAAGAAAUGGAAAUUUCAAUGUAAAUGAAAGUGUUAGGACUAAACGAAGUAAUAGUGGUGCCAGUCCUAGAGGUGCAAACUCGUCACCAAAGAGAUCAAUGCUCAAUUAAGCAGAUUGGUUUGAAAGAUAUGCAAUCGAAAAAACUUAAAAGGAAAAGCUAGAAAUCUGGAUAAAGAAGAGGGAUCCAAAUAUUGACUUUGAUAAAAUAUACUAGACUGAAAUUGAGGAUGAGAAUUAAAGUAAAGAAUUACAAAGCCAAAUUACUAUAAAUUUUGAUGAUUAGCAAAGAACUAUAGAAUUUACAGAUAAUCUUGAUCAAAUCAGAGCAUUUAUUAUGAAUGAAUUCAAUUUAGAAUAGGAUAAGCAAUUUGUGCUGAAAAAUUAAAAUGGGGAUGUUAUAGAGACUCAAGAUUAAAUGAAAGAACAAGAUAUGAUUGUUGUAGAACUAGUUGAAGUACAAGAAGAAGAAUAAUAUGAGGAAGAGGAAUUUGAUGAAUACGUAGAGAACUUAGUAGACUGUGUCAAAUACGAGGAUGUGUAAUUCACAGUUUUAGAACUGAGGCUUAAACUUUAAAUAAAAAAGGUAAAAAGAUAAAAUGCUUUCAAGUAUGUCAUGAAUUCCUUGAAGGAUGAAAAGGGCAAAAGAAUAAAAAUAGUGUCCCUAAAGCAGCUUUAAAAUUAAUUUUAUCUCCGAAUGAAAUUCGAUAAUAAUGAGAGUUUGCUCCUAGCUAGAUAUAUUAUGGAAUAACCAAAUCAAAACGGCUAAGUUGCAUUUAACAUAUAAGCAUAAGUACCAAGAAGCUAUUUGAAAAAGAAAUUCGAAGAGAUAGUUCCAAACUACAUUAUCUACAAUGGCUUAGCGAUAUCAAGCAUGCUUAACAGAAUUACAACUAUACUUGAUGAUUAUAAAUCUUCAAUUGAAGAUUAUCUUAAUGACAAAGACGAGAGUGAGAGUGGUGAAGUCCAUCUUAAGACUUUCAUUUUAUCUCUCAAGGAAUCUAAUUCUCCUAAUCUUGAUGAUGAUAUAAAGGACUUAUUAUUCUAUAUUUUACUCAGAUAAAGCACAUCACUUACUAAAAUUAACUACUAUGCUUUCCUAGAGAUAUUUGAUGAGGAUUACUUGAUUUAGGCAUCACCGCAUGAGGACUAAAAAGAUUUUGAAGCCUCAUCAGAGUCUUCGGAGGAUGAAAAGCCCAUUAAAUCUUAAAAUUAAACAAAUAGUAUAGUUAAUUAAGGUUCCAAUUCAUAAAAGCCUUAGUCGUAAGAUAUUGAAGUUGACGAAGAGGAUUUGAUGUUGUCAGUAGAUGAAAUACUAGGGAAAUUAGUCUAGUAGUAUAGAGGUUAAUAGAAAAUCAUGAAAUAACUGUUUUUAGACAUUAGAGAAUCACUCAAUAAUUAGGCAAUCGAUGGAUCAAAGCAAGUAUACUACAUUAUACAAAGUGAUUUCUCUUCUUUCAUUAGAAAUAGACUGAAUCUUCCAUAAGAUACUUAAUCCGAGAAGCAAAUAUAAUGCUUGAUGCAUAUAUUAAUCAGAGAGGAGCUUUAAGGGGUUAUACUUUAUGAUGAGUUUAAGGCUCUAGUCAGUAACUACAUUAAGAAAGAAAAGGUGUUUUAAAAAUCACUAUAGUAAGGUUACAGAUAUGACUUGAUCAACAAAGAUAUCUUAGAUUUCUUCUAGCACAUUAAAACUUUGACAUAAGAUAAUGAGGAAGAAUAAAGGCAAGGCAAAUCUCUAACAAAUGAAAUACUCAAGAAAGUCAUAAAAAAUCAAACUAUUUAAAAUAAAGAUGGAAAGUAAUUGAAGGUAUAAAUUGUGAACUUUGAUGACAUGCUUGAUCAUCUUUUUAUGGCAUUCACUAUUAGAUGUCCUCCAAUGAAAGUGUAGUUUGAUCUGAGACAGAUGCUAUGCAUUGAUCCAGGACUCCCAGAUAUCAUAUUGAUUAAAAAACUAGAAAAAAUAAUUGAUGAUUUGGAUUUAAAUCAAGCUAAUCUUUUAAGAAUUAUGAAAUCUCCUGAUUAUAAGGCGUACAUAACCACUUUGAUUCCUAAAUCAACUUCUUCAAUUAAUAGGUAAGCCACUCAUAGUAAGCAAGCUUUAUAGCAACCAAAACCUUAGUAGUAAGACAAUGAAUCUGCUUCUAAGAAGAAACCUGCCCCUAAAAAAGGUGUUUCUUUUUCUAAUGAUAAUUCUAAUGUCGACACUAAGGAAAAAGUCUAGAAGAAAGAAGAUUCAGAUUUCAAGUAUGACCCAUAUCGCAAGAAAUUCACUGUAAAACCAGAAGAAAUUUCUGAUGAAGAUAUUGAUAACUAUCAAGAGGAUGAUGACAAAAUAAGUUCAGAAUAAUUCCCAAGUUCAGCUUCCAGUAGUUUUAAAGAUAAAAAACAAAAGAAUUAAAAAGAACAAGAAGUUAAGAAGCAAGAGCCUCCAAAGUAAGUAAAAAAGGAGGAUAAAAAGGAGAAUGAUGAAAAAAUAAAAAAUAAAGACAAGAAGGAGAAAAUCUCAGAAAAACCCAAAGAAAAGCAGUAACUUAAAAGUGAUGAUAUAGAGGACGAUGAUAUUAAAGAGGAAAAAAUGAAUUUUGUUUACGAUCCAUACCGAAAGAAAUACACUUAAAAGCCAGAGGAAAUUUCUGAGGAAGAAGAUUUCAUUGAGGAUAACUAUGACUUUGACUGA
Messenger RNA from Stylonychia lemnae, 3741 nucleotides. NCBI's taxonomy places the organism in Eukaryota, Ciliophora, Spirotrichea, Sporadotrichida, Oxytrichidae. The record is from the annotation of a GenBank genome assembly.